Molecule: messenger RNA, 1543 nt
Organism: Nematostella vectensis (starlet sea anemone)
Lineage: Eukaryota; Metazoa; Cnidaria; Anthozoa; Actiniaria; Edwardsiidae
Exons: 6
Coding region: 10-912 (300 amino acids)
Molecular function (GO): calcium ion binding
Source: RefSeq, a predicted model, not a curated record
GGGGAUGAAAUGGGCAGUCAAGUAGAACGACCGGAGAGUGUAGCAACAAAGUAUUUUGUUUGUAUUUUUGUAGUAACAACCUGUGUUGAAUGGCCGCAUAAUUGCCUCGAUGAAGAACAUAUCACACGAGAGAGCUUCUAUAUUAGACACCUGAGCAACAAAAACAAGAUUUUACUUGUGCAGAGUUUGCGAAACUCUACAACAAUGUCAGAUGCAAAUCAAAAUGGAGUAGUAGAGAACGGAGAAGAAGGUGUCGCGAGGGAUAAAACCACGCACGAUUUUGUUACCGGCUUAAAAGAGAGAGAAGAACUGAAGCAACAGCUACAUACAAAAGACAGAGAAGUGAAUACCCUUAAAGGACAAAACUACGACCUCAUGAAGAAAAUAGAUGACUUAGAAAAACAGAUAGCUGAACUAAACAAGGAUGGGAGUAAAAAGCGAAAACAGUCACAUUUUAGUAAACCUAAAAGACCAGCAAGGAGAAAAAAACCUGAGGAAAAAGUAAGUGAGCCAGGAAAAUCUACUCAUGAUGGAUACAAGGAAGGCAGCGACCCAUUUGAAGACCCUGAGAAACUAUACGCUGAGAUAGCUGCAAAAUACCCAGACAUGCCCUUGUCCCAAGUAUUAACAGCAGAGAAGAGAUUUGUAGAGGCCGACAUAAACAGAGAUGGGACUAUAGAUCCAGAAGAGCUAGAGAAGCUUUUAGACAGCAGUUCGGCUGCUGGAGGGACAGCACUAUUCACACGACAACAGAUCAAGGAGAUCAUGAAACAAGUUGAUCUCGACAACACCAAUUCCAUCGACUUUAUGGAGUGCCUUGGGCUACUAGACCUAUUACGUCAAAACCGAAAGACAGGACUUCCCCCGACCAUGCAGCAAAAUGUAAAAAGUGCUGUUUGUAACAUACAAUAGUGUAAAUCCCGUGUUAAACGGUUUCAGCAGCAUUCUAUUUCAUUGAAUUGUAAUGUUGGGUCCGUUUGCGUUUUUGUUUGUUUUUGCCAGCAAGAGAAAAACAAACAAAAAGCAAAGGAACAGAGAGGCGACACGAAUACGUGAACUGCUAAAAAGAAACGUGAGAGAAAGCUAUUCUAGCAGGCUAUCGAGAAUCCAUGUGUCCUAACUUGCAGUGCUUCAUGGGUAAUGUAUAAAUGACUGUUUCCUGGUAACGUGGUUGUUUGCCAAAUAAACAUGAAUGCUAUAACAUUUCAAACCUGGGCGCUUUUUUGCUUGAAUGUGACUGUGAGUUACGAAACAUGGAUUUUCUAAGUACAACCUUAUUUGAUGUAGGUGUAUACUAGACUAGAUAACUUUCAAAGACAAUAUUUUUUAUUUUGUAAGAAAAGAAAAAUUAUAAAUGCCACUGUUUGAGCGAACACAAAGGAUGGUGGUCUUCAAAGCAUAUUCACCCCUCGUUGGAUCGUAGACGGUUUCGGGUAAGAGGGUCUAACAGCGGACGUCGUUGCAUCCAUGGUACAAAAUUAUUGAUAAAAAUGUAUAGAAAUAUGCGUUUAGGAACAAAAUAAAUAAAGUUUUUAAAAAGCUA